Molecule: messenger RNA, 2867 nt
Organism: Haliaeetus leucocephalus (bald eagle)
Lineage: Eukaryota; Metazoa; Chordata; Aves; Accipitriformes; Accipitridae
Gene: CDV3
Product: CDV3 homolog (mouse)
Exons: 4
Coding region: 66-401 (111 amino acids)
Cellular component (GO): cytoplasm
Source: RefSeq, a predicted model, not a curated record
AGGAUGAUUGGAAGGAGUUUGAGCAAAAGGAAGAAAUUGAUUAUAGUGGUCUUAGAGUUCAGUCCAUGCAAAUAAGUGAAAAAGAAGAUGAUGAAAGUGAAAAAAGAGAAGAACCUGGUGACAACUGGGAGGAGACUGGUGGUGGUGUAGACAGAUCAUCUGGUCCUUGGAACAAGUCAGCUCCUGCACCAGCACCUGUUGUUGAACCAAUUGUUACAGAAACCCCAGAACCAGUUCAGACUGGUGGUGUAUACAGGCCGCCUGGUGCCAGGGAGGGUGGCAGGCCACGGAGAGCACAGCAAGGACCACCAGAAAUCUAUAGUGAUACGCAGUUUCCAUCACUGCAGUCCACCGCCAAGCUUGUAGACAGUCGAAACCUAACAUCUUAUUCGCUUUCUUGACUGCAACUACACAUUGAGCAGAUGUCUUCAUCAAGCUGUCCAUGGUGAUGCCUAGAUCGUCCCCUUGAAAGAUCACAACUAAUUCAGAAUCCACCAGAGCAUGUAUGAGUGGUUUUAAAGCCUUUCCAGUGUUCAUUGCCUUGGGUUUAUUUUCUGUUGACAUUCACUUGCCACUGAAUUGCCAUGUUUACAGAGUGAGUUGGCUUACCCUGGCAAUCGCCAUCUUCCCCAGUGCUGACAAACCUGGUGAUUCUCUGUGGGCAUUGGCUUUUGCCAUCCGAUAUGCCGAAGCCUUCAGUUUCAUGUAUGUAAUUCACUCUUCUUACAGUGAUUGGCAUGGCAUGCUCUUACUAACUAUUACUCAAUCUGACCUUUUCUGUUCUGGUUUUUUUGUCUCCUAUCUUUUGUAUUGGAUUUUCUUUCUAGCUCAGUUACAGCAUUGAAGUCAUCGAGUUGUAACUGUCUGUUUUAUUUCAAAUAAUUUGCCUACAGAAAACUGUUAGUUAAAAUGUUGUCAUAAGCUUCCUUUUUUUAAUUAAAAUAAAUCACUUAUACUGUAUCUCUUUCAGAGUAUGUACAACCAUAACAAAAUGAUUCAAACCAUAAAAACAGGCUGAUACAAGAGAACAAAUGCAUUGAGAAACAGGUAAAGCAUAUGUGAAUCUGAUCUCCCAGAGCUUAACUUCAUUGGUUUCUGUGGAGUUAUUUCUGUCACUUGAGAUCAGUUUCAUUAAAACUUGAUUUGAGAUCUUCUCACUUGAAGUCUAGAUUCAACAGCCAGAAUUGAGCGCAAGUGAACAAGCCCAGAGCAAACUUGUUUUCAGUUUCUGGGUUACUCUGCUCUUUGUGGCAGAGAUGAAGCAGAUGUAUUACUUGGUCUCUGACCAGCAACCAGCCACGCUUAGUCUAACGUACCUGUUGUGGUACGUAGCUGGACAUGGAAAUAGGAGUGCAGGUUUUGAGAUGAAGAUGAGCGCAGCAACACUGGGGGGGAGGCUUAGUCUUUGUGGUUUGUUUCAUCUCUUCACAUCUCAUCUUGUACUUUAAGGUUAAGUCUUUAAGUGCUGACUGCUUUUACCAGUAAUGCUACGUUUAUAAAUACAAAGGAGGUGGUGUAAGGGAAGACUGAAGCCUGUUGGGGCGUAUAGCCUACCACAUAAGAGCUGCGUUGUCUAUCAGAAUAUUGUGUCACAGAGAACAGCUGCUUUCCGGGACUAAUAGUGAUAUGUGGUUGAGAAGAAUGUACCUUGGAUUUUGCAUCCAAAUAAAUGGUAUCUGUUAGGUGUUCUAUUACAGCAGUUACUAGUAUUCUGCCAAAAUGAACUGUGGCUGCUGGGGGUUUAUGAAGUUGGCAAAUUGGAGCUGAGGGUUUUUUGUUACUUCUGAGGGGGCGGGGGGGAAUACAGCAGAUGCAGCAAGAUUGGACAGUUGUUCAUACCCUCUCCUGCACAUCUGACUCAUCUCUGCUGCUACACUCACCAAAGCCCUGUCUUGAUGCUGUAAAUCCAUACUGUGUUACUUACUAACCACCCAGCAACCUUCAGGAGUGAAUAGUUCUCUGACUGUGCACUGUGUCUUUAAUCUGGGAAUUGGGUAAAAGGCAAACUGGUUUUGUAAACUGGCAUGACAGUGUUUUCUAGAUAAUUGGCUCUGCUAAUUGCUUUUUCUGCAACUCAAAGUCCAGCAAAAAUCUCUUGGUUUGACCUUUCUUCACCCUCUAGAGUAUUCCCUUCUUCUUUUGUUCAUCUACAUUAUCAUCAUGCCAAGGAUUUCUAGUCAGGUGCCUGAAUUAUUCACCACAUCUUUAGAAAGCAGCUCUAUAAGCAAGAACUGCUGAGUCUUGGUGAUGCUGUAUUUCUUCAGUCAGCGCUCUAGCAUCACAAACAUGGCUCCAUCUGUUGCAAAAUUGCUUAGCAAAUAAAUGGGAUCUCCUUGGAGAAUUUAAACCAAGACCCUCAAAAGCUACAUGGGAGCCUAAUUCCCACAGAAUACAGCCAAAUGAAGGCAGUAGCAUUGGUCACAGUACAACGCGGUUCAGCCAUGAAAGUGAGUAGGGUUGCAUGACUGGUAACAUGCUAGCUCAAACAAAACUCUCUUAUCUGGACAGCAGGGUCUAGCCUAAGGCAUUUUUAUUUUUUUUAAGGAAGAGAUGACUGAGUGAAUAAUAGUAAGAGGACAUCUCUGUAAGUGAAAAAACAGGGAACUGAAUUUGCUUUUAGCAACAUACCAGAAUGUCUUGCCACCACACUUAACCUGAAGAAAUGAAGAUAAAGCCAUUUUGAGUGCUUAUUGUAGUGCGAAAGAAAGGACAGUGUCUGCCAGGGAAAAUGGUUGGCUGGGAGCCCACUGAGCACAGCAGACACUGUUUCAGCAAAGUAGAGUACAAUAUGAUCUACUCCUGAGAAUCCCUGUGUGGCCCCCACAGUCAACACAGGAACCUAAUGGUGCCUGUAUAUUUAUAUAAUU